AUGCCUGAAGUGUUGGUGACCGAUAAUGGCAGACAACUAUCCAGCGAGGUUUUCGAAAAGUAUUGCAAUUCCAAUGGUAUCAUGCAGCUAAAGACGGCGCCGUACCAUCCUCAAAGCAACGGACAAGCAGAGAGGUUUGUAGAUACGUUCAAACGCACACUGAAGAAAAUCCAGGCAGGGGGAGAAGAGCUAGAAGAAGCCAUCGACACAUUCCUUCAGUGCUACCGAUCUACACCGUCUCGUAGCGCUCCGGAUGGAAAGUCUCCAGUGGAAGUUCUGCUAGGUCGACGCAUCCGUAUUUUGCUCUCACUGAUGAAACCGCCUAACAAAUUUCACAAGGAUGCCAGUUCCAAACAGGACCAGCAGUUUGACUGUAAACACAGUACUGAAGCGAAAAGUUUCGAGGUCAAGGACAACGUUUAUGCCAAGGUUCAUCAAGGUAAUACUUGGAAUUGGGUAGCAGGUGAAGUUGUGGAACGGAUUGGAACCGUUAUGUACAAUGUGUGGCUACCAGAUCGAAGUACAGAUGUUUGGAAAACGGAAAAUCAAACCAUCGUACUAUUAGACCUGCUCUUAAACACAUGGGAUAUCAAACCGUCGGGUUCAUCGGAAAUACCGGAAGCACCACAACCAUAUCCAGAAGAUGUAGAGUACAACGAAUUGCAGCAAGAAUUUCUUCAAGAGCUGUACCAACCGGACGUGAGACGUCGUCGACAUCUGCAACCGCAACCAAUCCCAAUGUUGACUCAAUGCUAUCGUCCACCUCGGAACCGGAAACCUCCGAUCCGCUACGAACCCUACCAUCUAUACUAA
This is a messenger RNA of Topomyia yanbarensis, 813 nucleotides long. RefSeq lists its product as uncharacterized. The record is from RefSeq and is a predicted model, not a curated record. Gene Ontology annotation, molecular function: nucleic acid binding. Gene Ontology annotation, biological process: DNA integration. The coding region runs from base 1 to 813 and encodes 270 amino acids. Lineage: Eukaryota; Metazoa; Arthropoda; Insecta; Diptera; Culicidae. The transcript is spliced from 2 exons.